AUGAAUACUAAAAUAAAUAAGGAUAUGCGAAAAACAACACUGAGCAAAGAAAGAAGUAAAACAGACAGCAAUUGAGUCAAAAUAUGUAGCUCAUAUUGGAGGCUUGUACAAAAACCUACUGAUUACAACCCAGAAUAUUACCCUUUUUGUCUUUUUCAAUCCCUAUCAAAAACGUGACAAAACCCCAAAAAACAAAAAAAGAAGCAAAUUACAUAGAGAAUACUAUCUACUCGCUUGCUUCACCACUCCUGUUAGAAAAUUGAGCGACUUGGAAUACAUACUGUGACAAAACAACAAACACCUACUACGCAUCAGAUAGUGUCCUCUUCCUCCUCCCCAUGAUUUCUUCGUAGCUAUACCCUUUAUCACUGUCUUCCUCAUCCUCGUCGCCAUCGUCGUCAUUAUCAUCAUCUUCAUCUUCAGAUAGUCUCCUCUUCCUCAUCGUGAUUUCGUUGUAGCUAUAUUCCUCACCAUGUCCUCCUCCUCCUCAUCAGCGUCAGCGUCAGCAUCAUCGUCAUCAUCAGAUACCAUAUCAUCCCCUUCAAACCCAUUUCCCAAACUAUCAGAUCCUAUCCCAAGCCUUCUUCGUCGGAACCGGAACGACCUUAUGCAUUGGCUGCCGAAACAUGGAAAACACCACCAGCCGGAGCUACUGAUCCUCCCUAAUCUCCUUCAAGAUCAGCGUCUUCCUUAUUUUCCCAACAGCCUUCACAUCCCCGAAUCCCACACCAUCUUCAGAGUACCACCAUUCGUGCACGACCCUAACGACGCCUGCAAUGCGGCGUGCCUUGGAACCUGCGGUGAAGCCGGAGUGGUAGAAGAAAAAGAGGUCGCCGAGUUUCAUGGACUUGAGCUCGUCUGCUUGGACGGCUUGUUUUCGAACAGUUUUUAGGGGCAUUUUGGUGGAACAUAUAUAAGGACUUGGAAAUGUGAGAUUUAUUUUGCAUACGGCGAGAGGUUCGGCGCCUAUGGAUCCUUGAACCUCCUUUAUCGGAUUUUUUUUUUUUUUUUUCAAUUUUGAAUUUUGAACCUUGUUUUGAAGUUAAAGCAUUUUCUUUUUUUGCUCGUCUGCGCUGAGCCUGUCACAGACAUCAAAGAACGUUGGGAUUAUCCUGAUUGAUGCACAAAGGAAAUUAGCUUAGCAAGCGUCCAAUUUUGAGAGUGAAUAUGCCUUUGCUUAUCACAGAAAAUGUGCUGCUUCAACGAGUUCAAUACCAUUAGAGAUCCUUGACAAACCAAAGCUACUUAAAAGAAGAAAUUAGCCGGACAG
Molecule: messenger RNA, 1270 nt
Organism: Ziziphus jujuba (common jujube)
Lineage: Eukaryota; Viridiplantae; Streptophyta; Magnoliopsida; Rosales; Rhamnaceae
Exons: 2
Coding region: 473-892 (139 amino acids)
Source: RefSeq, a predicted model, not a curated record